AUGCGAAAAUCCUUGCUCAGGCACUUGAAAAAUCCCGAGAACCGAUUUGUUUGGUUAAGGGGUUCUCCCGGGACGGGGAAGACUGCGAUCUCUUUGAGUGUCGCAUCCACUCUCGAGAAAUGCGGUACUCUGGCAGCGUCAUACUUCUGGGAUAAGAACCAGGGAGAAAUGGGCUUGGAUUCCAUCGAACAGUUUCCCUCUACCCUUGCUCACCAGCUUGCAUCCUUCAGCGAGGACUUCAAAUUGUCGCUUGUCAGACACCUUCAGAAACCGACUUUGGCCUCAGUUCAAAAUUUCCCCUUGGAAAAACAAAUGAAAAUGUUGAUGAUUGAGCCGAUGCAUGAGCUGAAGGACAUAUGGUCUUUGGGCAAGGAUCGCGUUGUCAUUGUCUUGGAUGGCCUCGAUGAGUGU
Molecule: messenger RNA, 411 nt
Organism: Cantharellus anzutake
Lineage: Eukaryota; Fungi; Basidiomycota; Agaricomycetes; Cantharellales; Hydnaceae
Exons: 1
Source: RefSeq, a predicted model, not a curated record